CGCCGCGCUCCCCGGCCCGGCGCUGGGGGAGCGGGCGGCGCCCGCGGAGCUGGGCCAUGAGGUUUCCUUUGCCUGAUCUGUAAACAUGUCCACAGACCUGCUCUGGUGUGAGGAUUGCGGUAAAAGCCUUAUAGGAGAAUGCAAACUCCACGGACCACUCAUCAGGGCUAAAGAUAGGGUUAUUCCCAGCCGAGCCCGUCUCACCCUACCUCACUACCUCACUUUGCGAGUGUUGGAGCUGAGAGCUGGAAACCAGCAGAUCCUUGGUGUAUUUGCAAAGAAAGUAAUACAGAAGAGAACACAAUUUGGCCCUUAUGUUGGUCAACUGUCUACAAAACUGACCUGCUAUGAUGAGAGCAGGCUAGUCCUGCAGGUGUUGAAAGAUGGAGGGAAGUACUUUCUGGACACUCCCAAUGAGGACUGUGGAAACUGGAUGAUGUUUGUCCGGCUAGCCCGGAACCAAGAAGAACAGACCCUUGUGGCUUAUCAGCACUGUGGAGAAGUCUACUUCACAACAGUUAAGCCAAUUGAACCCCACACAGAAUUGAAAGUAUGGUAUGCUGCCGAUUAUGCCAAAUUUAUGGAAGCUUCUGCAGUCUUCAUUAAAGAAGAAUCAGAUGUCUCUCCUUUGCCUCCAGUAGCAGAAGAGCCCGUAGACCCUUGGAUAUGUUCCAGCUGUGGAAGCACUUUUGCAACUUUUGCUCUGCUGGAAUCCCACCAGUGCAUCCAUAAAGACCGAGUCCUUCCUACAAGGUUCAGACCACCAAAUAAAUUAGGACCUGUGAAAGCAAAAAGCAAACUCAAAGGGAAACUGAGAGGAGCAUCAUUAGGAAAAAGCAUUACUCAAUGCUUUGGGACCAUUUCCUGUUCCUCUGCCGCAAAGUUCAGCUGUGCCAGCUCAGGAAGUGCUUGUGGUGCUCUCGUAAGGUUUAUACCUAAAUGGAGAAAUGGUCGGUCUUCACUGCUGAAGGGAAAAGAGGUGAAGCAGCCAGAUAGUUAUCCCUGCCGACUUUGUGGGAAGAUAUUUGAUUCCAUUGACAAGCUCACAGUCCACACUUAUGCGCACAAAGGGGAGCGUCCCUACAAGUGUUCACAGCACGGAUGCACAAAAGCCUUCAUUUCCAAAUAUAAACUGCUCAGGCACUCGGCCACUCAUUCUCCACAGAAAUCUCACCAGUGUGGCUACUGUGAAAAGACCUUUCACAGGAAGGACCAUCUAAAGAAUCACCUUCAAACUCAUGACCCCAACAAGAUGGCCUUCAAGUGUGAAGAGUGUGGCAAGAAGUACAACACCAAGCUAGGCUAUAAGAGACACUUGGCUCUUCAUGCUGCCACCAGCGGGGACCUCACCUGUAGGGUGUGUGCCCAAGAGUUUGGUGGUACUGAGGUUCUGUUGGAACACCUCAAAAGUCAUGCAGGGAAACCGGCUGGCAACAUGAAGGAAAAGAAACAUAAGUGUGACCACUGUGAGCGUCACUUCUAUACCCGUAAAGAUGUGCGACGUCACAUGGUGGUUCACACAGGCUGCAAAGACUUCCUGUGCCAGUUCUGUGCUCAAAGAUUUGGGCGGAAGGACCACCUGACGCGCCACACUAGGAAGACUCAUCCACAAGAACUGCUGAAGAGCAGGUUGCAGAAUGGUGACUCAGUGGGUCUCCUUGACCAGGUCUUCUCAUAUAGACUGAAGGAAGACACCAGCAUGCUGUCCCCUCUUCCUGAAAGGGUCCCUGUGCCAAAUGGGAUUGUGAACAGUUCAGAAACAGAGGAAUAUAACUGUUCACAUCUUCAUUCCCAGCCAAGCUUACAAACUGCUCUUCCUCCUGAGUCUUCCCCUCACUUGCAAAGGAUGGGCUGUGCAGACAGCCUCCCAGCUGUCCCUCCCACACCAUGUUCAGCAGCCGUCCCUAUCAACCUGAACCUUCAUCAGCCUAACAAAUAUGACCUUAGUUCUACCUCAUUUGCCGCGGGAUCCCUCAAGAAUCUACCGAUAAAAGUGGAUGUUAAAGGUUACAACGUGCACCUUCUCGAGGACCUGCCCUUACCAGAACCUCAGUCUCUCCACAAAAUCAAUAUGGAAGAAGCUUCCUCAGGGCCUGUAGGGGAUACUAACAAGUACCCAGUGCACAAAGAGACAGAGGCAGCAGCUGAAACUGCAAGCCUGCCAUUCAUGGAUCUCACUCAUGUGAUGGGUUUCUGGCAGCUCCCACCAGGUGACAACCAGAACACUAUUGGGGACAUCACAACGGCAUUUGGCUCAGAGGACCCAUCACACAGGCUGAAUGGCCUUGGCCAACAGCAAGGUCUUCAGCUAGCAACUGGUGGGAUGGCCAUAAGCCAGCUGCAUCAUCUUCCUCGCUCCUUUCCAUCCACUACAAAUUCUGUAACGUUGCCUCACUUUCACCAUGCCUUCAAGUAAUCAUCACCCUGUGUGGGCUUUUCCCUUUUUUUUUUUAAAGACUUUGCUUCUUCCUUAAAUCUGUUAGGACCGGGGUGGUUUUGUUUUUGUUUUGUUUUUAAGAAAAACUGCCCCAGAUUUUUUCAAAGCAUGUUAUGAACAUGGUAGUUAAAUUCAAGAUGUUAAUAAACAAGAAGCUCUAUUUUUCAUACUAUUAGUUUUUUAGCAUAUGACAACAGUAGAACUAACAUAUUUCCCUCAGCUCCCUCUAUAUUUUUGUUUCUUUUCAUGCAAACAACUGAAUAACUAUCCUCAAUGACAGCAAAGUAUCAUAACAGGCACAAUAAAACAAUGGCUGCUGCAGUAGGAGAAAUACAGUUAGGGUGGAUGGGAAGAGGGGGGAGAUCACAAAGAAAUCUAUUUAAUGAGCCAUAAAUCACAGCAGAUUUGUACACAUGGCAAAUGUAACAAAUGAUUUAUCAACAUCAGAUAGAUUUCUGUUAUGCACUUAAUUAAUGAACUUUAUUAAUCUUUAAUUUAAAUCACAGUCAUUCCAAGAGUAAAUAUUACAUCUUUGUUUCACCUUCUUCAGUGGAGAUCAUCACUAUUAUGAUUAUGUUAAACUAGAUUUUGUUUUCUGACAGGCAGUUCAGCUAUGUGCCUCUGCUGCCUUUUUCCUAGGGCUGGAAAUAACUACCACUUCUGAACAACUGUGUAAGAACUGCUGUCUUGAAAACAUGCAGUUCUCAGAAUGGGAAGUGAAUUGUCUCAAGUUAGAGCAAAACAUUAAUUUUCAUUUAGAGCUGGAUCUGUCAAGAUAUCAGACACCUCUCUCUUUCUCUCUCUAGUAAAGCACUUGAGCAUUUGCUUAAAUUUAAGCUUAUGAUAUCCUGUCAACAGCUUGAUUAAUUUAACACUUAAUAAAAAAUCAUGCAUCCUACCUAAGGGGCCUUUAUUCACCUUUUGUUGAUAAAAAUGGCCAUUGUUUAGUCUGGGAAAUGAUUAAUAAUUGUAACCAUCUGAAAAUAUGGGCUUUCACUGAAAUCCAACCCUGGCCCAAGUGGGACCCCUGUGGAGCCAGGGACAGAUCUAUGCACAGAGGGGCUGUGGUGGUGAGCUGUUGCUAAAGGGCAUGGAAUGAUUCACAUGGACAUGUCUCAAUGGUAUGACAGGAAAAGAAGUAGCUUUAUUUUCUGACUCCAGUAUUUAUAGAUUCUUGACAAUGACCAGGGAUUGGAUAAUUAAGUUACCACCUUCCCAAUCACAUGGUCAUGUGAAAUGUCCAUCAAAGAUGUUUCUUAGAAGGAAUGUGUAAACACUUAUGUUUAUAGUUACUUUCCUGGGAAAGUAACUAAAACUAUGAAAAACAAGAUCAGAAGGCUUAGUUUUCAGGGCAACAGUGAGUUGACACUGAGCCCUGUGCAAAACCGGUUCUGAACCUGCCUUACAAGUACCAGCUGAAAUUAGCAGGUGUGAUGAUGGUUGGGGCUGUUUUACUCAUGGGAUUUCUUCUCAGAAACAUUGGGACUGCUGCAGUUGGACUCCAGCCUUUGUUUCUUGCAGACUAGAGCCAUGGGGACUUCUGUUUGUCAAUGAAAAGUUCCUGUGGACAGUAUGUUGGUGUGACAGUCCUAUCACCUGAUGCAUGAACAAGCAGAAAUUGUAAAAAUCACAUUUUCCAGUAGAUGACAUUAUUAAACAAAGAAACAAACUCUUCACAAUUUACUUUGUUGCCUAACCAAUAGUUACAAAAAAAAAAUCAUGGUUUUAGUGGAUGGCUCAGUUAUUAAUGGAUUCUGUUUCAUCUAAAACAGACACAGAAUUUCUGAAUCUGAGUAAAUUAUCAAACUAUAAGAACUACUCUUCUAUUAAAUCCAAAGAGACUUGAUAGUACCCAAUGGUCAUUACUAAUAUAACAUGGAGCAAGCAUAUUCUCUUCUCCCUCAUUAAUCACGGGAAUAUUUCUGGAGAGCUUCAAAUAAAAAAUAGUUUUUAUGUGAUUGCUGUUUUGCUGUUACUGAGCAAUGGAUCAUUGUAGCUGUACAAUGUCACUGAAUAUUCUUACAAGCUGAUCGGUACUUGGAUCAAGGACUGUCUUAUUGCCGUUCAUGAGAGAAUAUGUUCUGCAGACGCAGUGCUGAGGGGUUUUUUUUUUAAUUUAUUUUUAUGAAAAUGUUUGGCAUAAGACAAACCAAAAGGAAUUUUAAGGUCAUUCCUGUAAUGACAACAACAGGAGGGGAACAGGUACUGCACAGUUGUGUCCAGUGAGUAGUUAUUUAAAUUACAAGUUCCAGAAUAGGGAAAAGGCUGCAAACAGUGUUAUAUGCAUGUUCUACAGCUAGGCUUGUAUUUUCAUCUAGACUUGGAAAGGUGUGUGUGUGUGUGUAUAUAUUCAUUUAACUGUAUUUUUUCCCUGUUUUGCAAAUUGUAUUUACUUGGCUUCAAGCGAGUUUAUGUACCUGUAAGAAAACCCAAAAAACUAAACAACAACAAAAAAUUUUUUGCUACAAAAAAAAUUUAUAGCACUGCCUGAUCAUACACAUUUUGUUAUUUUGGUUUGUGCUUUUAUAAGAGGUGUCAGUAAUUACUGAAAAACUUUGCCUUGAAUUUAAAUGUGGUGUUAAGAAGCAAACAUUAUGCAGACACUGAGCACAUUCUUUCAUCUGCUCUUUCGGCCCCCGGGGCAGGGUACCUGAGCUCAGGCUGCCAAGAGAGGUGCUGCUGCCUGAUCUCAGCCUCUUCCAAAAUAUGGAAAGAUGAUAAGCAUUUCUUACCAAUGCACAUGUAGCUACAGGUUAAAGACAGUUUCAUUCAAAUAAAAAGGAAGUAGUGACUUUUGAUCCAUUUUAAAAUACUUCAAAAGAACACAGUGGUGGUGUCUGCAAGUAAAGCACAGAAGCAAACCUUAAAUGUGCAAUGCUGCUUAAACCCAUCAGGCCAUUCAAUUCUCUUUUUCCAGAUUCUUGACAUCAUAAAUGUAGCAGAAGCUGAUGAUGUCCCAUGACAAAGAAAGGCAUUAUUAUUUCAAAAAGUUAUGUUGUCAAAUACAGUUGUUUAAAAAUUCUUGCAACUCGAGAGACAUGAGAUACUCCCAAGUCAUCCAAUACUGUAAGUGGGACUGGACGUUCUGAAUGUGUUUGUUAGGGAGACCUCUGUGAGCAUUUCUCAGAGGCCAUCAGUAGCUGAGGCUCAAGCUGCAGGACAUCUCUCUGGUGGCACUGCCUUUGGCUCCUGCAGGGCUGUGACAGCACCAGUGUGGGGAGAGGCAGCCCCCCACAUCCAUUGGGGGUAUGGUGGACGAAGGCAGCAGCCCAAGCACUGACCAGUCCUCCCUCUUUGGCACAGCCCAUUCCUCCUCCAAAUGUGAGAAGUGGAUCUAAGGGCAGAGAACUGCCAUGGAGAAGGUAGAAUAGGCCAUGGCACAGCGGCUAAGAGGUGGGACAUAAAGAUCUGUGUGAUCUUAGGAUAUUUUAACUCGCAUUCAAGUAGAGAUAAAAAUACUUUUAUCUGAACUCUGCUUGAAAACCUGUAGAAGCAGAGCAGUAUGUGGUGAAUAAACAACAGCAUCACUAUAAUCAAAUCAUAAUGUAAAAGAACAAAAUUUAGUAAACAAUUCUCAUAAAAAAAUUAUUAUUUUUAUGAAAGAAUAAAAAAUACCUGAAAUAAUAUAAAGAAGCUAAAUUUCUACUACAAUGAACAAAAGACUGCAUCCUCUGUGUAAACACAAGUAGAUGUGUUGCUGAGUUCCCAUCCUCUAUCAGAAACCAAGCUCAUUUCUUUUUCCUUCAGUUUUGUUUACCAACUUUUCCUGUUGGAACUUUCUAUUUCCUUAGUCAAUGGGUUGCUGUUACUUUCAGAGAGUUUUUCAUAGCCAGUCUGAACUGGGGUGGUACAUUCUGUAUAUUCAUGAUUGGUUCAUUUCUAGUAGAAUUUUAAAAUGCUUUUCCUCAAUACACCAUUCCUGCCCUUAUAUUUUUUGGUAAGAUACUGGAAACUAAGCUGUGAAAUCCUACAUUUCUAUACACAGUCAGAAAAUAAUGCAUAACAACAAAUACAGUAAAAUUUGCUCUAAAUUUGAGGUUUCAUUUAUUUGGUUGUUAAGGAAAGUGACUGUGGUAACAUUGCACAGUACAGUUUGGAAUGAGUUUAGGGUUUUUUCCCUCUUCUUCCUGGACUGAAAGAAAGGCUAAGUAGCACUGUUUUAAUAUAGUGGCACUACUGUUGUGGCCGCUUUUUCUAACUCUAGGAGUUACAGUUGCUUCAGUGUUAUCCUUUCUGUAUCCAUCUAAUCACUAUUAUAUGGAGUCUAAGUAGUUUAAUUAAACUCUUUAAAAUAUGGUAUUUAUUACUGCUGUGUCCAACUACUUUUCAUCUUCAUUUACUUACUAAGCAUUUAAUAGGUAAGAAAAUUCCUUAUGGAUUUUAAUUGAAAGCCUUAAUGAAAAUUUGGGUUAAAAAUGGGUUAAAAAGCCCUAUUUGUUGCAUCACUGAAAGUUUAUGCAAGGUGAUCCAAGGCUGAGAAUGGAUCAAGUGACCAAAAAUAUAAGAAGGGAUAUACCUCCACAACAUUUCUGUCUUGUUGAUCAAUUUCUAAAAGCAGUUAAAGUGUUUAAUGCAAGAAUGAGAUUUGGUUUUAGUCUGAACUCAAAGUGCUUUGAAGAGAUGCACAGCAUACAUGGCCAUUUAUCAUGUAUCAAUCACUAUCAUUU
Messenger RNA from Pseudopodoces humilis (Tibetan ground-tit), 7104 nucleotides. NCBI's taxonomy places the organism in Eukaryota, Metazoa, Chordata, Aves, Passeriformes, Paridae. The record is from RefSeq and is a predicted model, not a curated record.